AAAAAAUUAAUGAAACGAAAGAAGAAGAAGUUAACGAGAUUAAUGGUAAAGAAGAUUCUCUACCAGUAUAUUUCGAACAACAAUAUGAUUGGUUUAAUUUACAAGCGAACAGAAUAAAUAGAAACACAAGAAAACCAUUAAUAGUGGGAGUAUUUCAAAAUCAACCAUUAGAUGAAAUAAUUAAAAUAGUUGAUCAUUUGAAAUUAGAUUUAGUUCAAUUACAUGGAGAAGAAACAUUAGAAAUGUCAAGAUUUAUACCUCUACCUGUAAUUAAAGCUUUUCAUAUUGAUGAAAGUUUUUCCAAUCCGACGUUAGUUUCUCAACCAGGAUAUAAUGCAUUAUCUUUAUUAGACACAAAA
This is a messenger RNA of Dentiscutata erythropus, 359 nucleotides long. The record is from the annotation of a GenBank genome assembly. Lineage: Eukaryota; Fungi; Glomeromycota; Glomeromycetes; Diversisporales; Gigasporaceae.